Marmota flaviventris (yellow-bellied marmot) is the source of this 1529-nucleotide messenger RNA. RefSeq names its product protein FRA10AC1. Lineage: Eukaryota; Metazoa; Chordata; Mammalia; Rodentia; Sciuridae. Gene Ontology annotation, biological process: dephosphorylation. Gene Ontology annotation, molecular function: phosphatase activity. The record is from RefSeq and is a predicted model, not a curated record.
GGCGGCAGCGACGGUGGCGGUGGUGGCAAAGCUCUGUUCAGAGCGUACCGUGUCGGUCCUGCAGCGGUUGCUCAGUACCGGGCGGUAGCAGCAACUGCCACGACUCACGGGGAGAGCUUGGAAGAGCAGCGAGGAACGCCAGGAAAGGGAUUCUGGAGACAUUCGACGUCUCCGUUCUCUGUCUUCUCGGCCCUUCUCAGUUUAUUCGUAAACUGAUGUGAGUGAGAGCUUUUUAGUGCAACCUCUGAGUUAAGAUGCAUGGGCAUGGAGGCUAUGACUCUGAUUUUAGUGAUGAUGAACAUGGCGGAGAAUCUAGUAAGAAGAAAAAAAGGGCAACCGAAGAUGAUUUACUGCUCAAAAAGCCAUUUCAGAAAGAAAAACAUAGAAAGGUGGCUCAUAAGCAAGUUGCAGCAGAAUUGCUGGAUAGGGAAGAAGCAAGAAACAGAAGAUUUCAUCUCAUAGCUAUGGAUGCUUAUCAAAGGCAUACAAAGUUUGUAAAUGACUAUAUUUUAUACUAUGGUGGCAAAAGGGAAGACUUCAGGCGUUUAGGGGAAAAUGAUAAGACAGACUUGGAUGUUAUACGAGAAAACCAUAGAUUCCUAUGGAAUGAAGAGGAUGAAAUGGAGAUGACUUGGGAGAAGAGACUUGCAAAGAAAUAUUACGAUAAACUAUUCAAGGAAUACUGCAUAGGAGAUCUCAGUAGAUACAAAGAAAAUAAGUUUGGAUUUAGGUGGCGAGUAGAAAAAGAAGUAAUUUCAGGAAAAGGUCAAUUUUUUUGUGGAAAUAAACGUUGUGAUGAAAAAGAAGGCUUAAAGAGUUGGGAAGUUAAUUUUGGUUAUAUUGAACAUGGUGAAAAGAGAAAUGCACUUGUUAAAUUAAGGUUAUGCCAAGAAUGUUCCUUUAAAUUAAAUUUUCAUCACAGGAGAAAAGAAAUCAAGUCAAAAAAAAGAAAGGCCAAAACCAAAAAAGAUUGUGACGAAUCAUCACAUAAAAAAUCCAAAUUAUCUUCUGCAAAAGAGGCCUCCAAGAAAAAAGAUAAAGGGCAUUCAACCUCAAAGAAAUCAGAAGAUUCUGUAAACAGAAACUCUGAUGAGGAAGAAAGUGUUUCCGAGUCUGAGCUCUGGAAGGGUCCACUACCAGAGACAGAUGAAAAAUCACAGGAAGAAGAAUUUGAUGAGUAUUUUCAGGAUUUGUUUCUGUGAGAUGGGAGAGAGAAAGCCUGCAUUCCUUAAUGUGAAAAUAUACUUCAAAACUUCAUAAAAUUUUUAUCUAUAGGUUGCAGUUUGAGUGGUUGGUCUUUGGAAAUAAAAAUUCAGCCACUCUCAGGAUGUCUAAUGCUUCCUGAGUUCAUUAGCAGACACACUUCCCAUCAGAUGCUCAUCUGUAAUUCUCUUUCAUCCAUAGCUCCUUGAUAUACAUUUAAACAUGAAAUGAUUGGCAUGAAGUUGAAAACUAAGUAAUUUAGUGUCUUACUGUAAAAGGGUUAAUAUCAGAAAUUUUCCUUUUAUUAAACAGUUGUUAUUCAUUAA